This is a messenger RNA of Lachnellula hyalina, 3747 nucleotides long. RefSeq names its product putative cargo-transport protein (gene ypp1). NCBI's taxonomy places the organism in Eukaryota, Fungi, Ascomycota, Leotiomycetes, Helotiales, Lachnaceae. The coding region runs from base 1 to 3747 and encodes 1248 amino acids. The record is from RefSeq and is a predicted model, not a curated record. The transcript has 3 exons. Gene Ontology annotation, molecular function: protein binding.
AUGAGCGUAAGUUGGUUCCCUAGAAGAAAAGUAGGAAUAGCGACUGAUCCGUCUUCUCUUCUUAAGCGCGAGCAGACUAAAGCGGCCCAUUAUAUCCAGCUGUUGGAUGAGGCCCGCUGCCAGGGAAAUUGGGAUGCUGUUCCGGAGCUUGUGAGAAAGGUGAAGAAGCAUGCGCCCAAUCGAACCUGCCUCACGUUAACUGUGGAAUCCGAGCUUGCGGUCACUGAAUAUGCGCACAACCGCCCAAACUCGUCACGGCCCGGUACCGCCAGACCCUCGACUGCGAAUUCGACCCAAUCCCCUAGCAUAUCACGCUACAUCCCUCUUCUGCUAGAGGCCAUCGAAAACGAGCGAACAUAUGUCGAGGACGAGUUUCAGGCCGUGGUUUGCCUGGGGUGGAUACACUGGCACUUGGGGGAACCAGGCUUAGCUGCUUCCAGGCUUCCAAGAAAUAUAGAACAGGACUUUUCCAAGCUGGAUGGCACGAAACAAGAAUCGGCCGAGUGGACAAGAGUAUGUGCUUUAAAGGCCUCCUAUAUAAAGGGCACAUCACAGAGCAGGACAGGGGCAGUUGCCGAGGCCUUGGAAACUUAUGAAUCUGCUCUACCAAUAUUGACGAGCGCAUCGUCCGUGCAACAAGGGAGGGAACUGCGAUUAUGGACCGAGCUUUACCUUACGGGUUUCUGCCUGCUUUCCAGUCUUGCACUCAAAUCGAAGAUCUCAUCUAUAUUAGAGACGGAAACGUUGUCUGCUUUUCGAGCGUGGGCGAACUUUUGGGAUACUCAAGCUCCAUUGCCGACAGGUGGAAAGGCUGCUCAAGCUGAGGUUUCGCGAAGAGGGGUAUGGAAGGAAUAUUAUGUCACACUAUCAGAUCUGCUCCAACAAGAGCUGCCAUUCCCGACAACUUCUCUAACAACUGCCUAUGCCGAAACGUCGACCAGACUACAACAACGCGCAGAGUUGAAACGAGUAGAGGCAAAAUACGAGACUUUACUACUGAACGAGGUACAAUUUCCCAAGGCAGAAGAAGGAAGCGAAGAAGUUGAGGCUUUCGUAGAUAUAGUCAUGCAGAACUGGCGAAUACUCUGUGGAAAUAGCUGGAGCGAGCAGGACUUGGGCGAAGGAGGAGCAGAGGGCGUUAGUAGAGGCGUUUUGGAUAUACUCUACAGAGCUGCGACAAAGACUUUUCAUUCGACGGCAAUACUCAGGCAUUUAUUCACGGUUCAUCUGGCAGUAGCAGAGUUUGAAUUGGCACUAAAGGCUUUUGAUACGUAUUUGGAGAUUGUCAAGAAGAGCAAAGCUCGUGUUGAAAAAACAGGAGAAGCCGAGCAAGGUUUAGAUGACGAUGAAACUGUUCUCCGAACAGCCUCCGAGUGCAUUCAAUCAUUAUGCCGUUAUGGUUCACGCGAAGGGGUCGAGAAAGCUAAGGAGUUGGGUCAUUAUUUUGAGGAGUGGUUGGAUAAACACCAUCCCAGCAAGCGAGAGAACGGAAAUGGGAAAGCUGUUGAGAAUGGCGAUUCUUCUGAUCUGGGGACGGUAAUUGCGCCGCAAAUGUUCGCGAUGGCUUGGCGAUGCAUAGGAAUUGGACAUGCUCAAUGGGCGCGUUUGACAUUUGAUGCAACCACCAGAUUGGAGAUACAGUCACGGGCCAUCAGAUGCUUCAAGAAAGCACUUUUGCCAGAAUUCGCGAGCUCGACAGAUGUUAAGACAUUAUUCGCUUUGGGUACAAUACUUGCGGAGCGCAGAGAAUUGAGUUCAGCGAUCGAAGUUGUCAAGAUUGGUUUAAUACCUCGACGGCCAUCGACAACAAGCCAUUCUCAUGGACUGGGUCCCCAUCCUGGGCGGUUUGCGAGAGAGCGAUCCUCAAUACCUCUUUGGCAUCUCAUGGCUCUGCUACUUAGCGCGAGGCAAGACUUUGUCACCGCAGCAAAGUCAUGUGAAGGGGCUUUCGAACAAUUUCAAGACCCUAAAUAUUUGUUCGGAGAAGAUGAGUCAAGUAAUUCUUAUCGAAGUGAGCAUCUGAAGGAAAAGUCAACUCCUCGGAAUCAGGGUAUUGUGGAUGAGAUGGAUGAUUUCGAAAAGGAGAGCGUCCUCGAGGUCAAAAUGACCCAAUUAGCUCUUAUUGAGGUGCUAGAAGGACCUGAGAUUGCUGUCAAUGCCAGUGAUGAGCUUUUAACCUUAUACACAAGGUUAUUUGACGCCCCGCAAAAGCAACCGGCUCUAGCGGUGGUCCCAGCUACGCCAAUUCCACCAAAGAGCUCUGCUGGAACCAUAAAAAGUAUCAAGGGGAGCAUUUUUGGCAGAUCGGGGAGAUCUAGGCGGAAGUCAAACGCGCUAGCUCCUACCCCGGAAGAGAAGUCUAGUCAUCUGCGCCCGCAAACUACCCAGACGGUGGCCCCGACGAUUCAAGUCACACGUGAAAAUGGAGCUUCAGCUAGACAACGUAGCCAUUCAACAAAAGAUCCCCACCAUCACGAAAAACUCCAAAAGCGCAGCGAAAGUGUUUCUAGGAAGAGGAGCAACGGUAGUCAAAAGAGUACAAACGCGGGAGGGCGGAAGGUGAACACUGAUAGUUCAUCUAGGGCCACCACGGUGGACGGCGAGCAGUUCUUCACUCCUUCGGUAGAGACGCAAGACAAAGAAGAUUGGUUUUCCGAGGAAAUUGAUUCCGAGAAAGUCGGGUUGGCUGUCUCUCCAGAGUCCAAAAGUGCACGACAAGCAAAAACACUGCCUCCCAAGUCGCAGCAAAUGGCUCACAAGGAGCCUGCCCUCAAGCCCGCGCACCCGGACCCUGCAGCUGCACAAGAUAGUCGGCUACCCCAUGUAAAACCAUAUUCAACGUCAGCAAACCCUGUUACUCGGUUUCCUAAAGAACAAGAGAGACGCAGGAGGAUAGCUAUCUUGGUAAAGGUCUGGUUGCUGGUCAGCGGAUUUUAUCGCCGAGCAUCCAUGUUUGACGACGCCAAGGGCGCAAUUGAGGAAGCGCAGAAGCUGGUUGAAGCUAUGGAAUCAGAGGUUACAAAAGUUGCGAGUGGUAAUGUUUCAAUUGAUAAUGCCGGCUGGGGAGGCGGCAAAAGCGUUGGGGCGUUAUGGGGGGACGUUUUCUCUGAACGUGGUUAUCUCGCGGUUGCCGAAUUGCUACCAUACGUCGCUCUUCAUCACUUCGAAUCCGCCCUAACGCAUUUUCCCGACCACCCUUCAGCCACUGUAGGGCUAUCGAAUAUACUUCUCGACAUUUACACUGAAGAUUUACUGCCUCCACCAUCGAUACCCACUCUCGUCCAACCUCAUACUUUCUCCACACCUUCCGCUUCGACUGUGAAUACCUUAGUUCCUCCCACCGCCCCUUUCACCACAUCCGUUCCCGCAAAAACAACAUCUUCACUACCCGAUACCCAGCAUAGCCCACUCGGUCUCCCAACCGCGAAGCCAGCCCUUCCACAAAUCAAACCCGACACCUCAUCCUCUCCAGGAACCCCAACCCGCCCAUCAAGUCCCAAAGAAUCGUCCGCCGCGCUUCUCGACCGCCUAGCAGCACGCGACCGCGCAUACGGUCUCCUCAGCGGCUUGACAAAGUUAGGUACGGGCUGGAACUACAGCGAAGCUUGGUUCGCGCUGGCGAGAGCGUAUGAAGAAGGUGGGCAGCCUGACAAAGCGAGGGAGGUCUUGUGGUGGUGCGUUGAGCUAGAGGAAGCGAGAGCUGUGAGGGAUUGGACCGUUGUUGGGAGUGGAGGAUAUGUUUUGUGA